AUGGCAAAAUUCAAAUUUCACAUGAAAUCAUUCUCUUCGUCGAACACCGAAACAGAUACCCAGGACAGCAUUCCAGAACUGCCUCAGAAGGAGCAACGUACACCAAGAGAAUAUUUCGUCAGCCUUCGAGACAGGAGCUUUUUUACUCUUCGCCGAACCCAAAGCCAGAGGAACGUGACGAUAAAUACUACCAAAGGAAGUUCUCCGUUUACUUUCUCAGCUAGAUCGAGAGGAAACGCCUCUCCGAAAACUCCCCAGUUUGGAUCUUUGUUUGGGCCAAAGGCGCCCCCUCGCUCAGAGAACAAUCGCCAUCACCGUCAGUACGCUGUCAGCCUUUCGCAUUUAUCUAGGAUGCAAGGGGUGGCGCUACAUGAUGAGCCAAGCGCCUCUCUAGACCCGGAAUCACCGUCAGAAUUGACGCGGCUACGCAGACUCAAUCCGCGCAGGACAAAGAGUCCAAAGGUCCCGCCUGUCAUUAUCACCGCUCCCAGUGGAGAAGCACUCGGCCUCGAAGAAAUACGAGAACCAUCCCUCAAAGAUGACAUCGUGGCUCACUUCAGGCCAAUCCCCCCGUUGGAUUUAAAGACGCCCCCGUCGUACAGAUCUAGAGAACACAGCACGGUAAUUAACGGAGUUUUACCAGAGAUUACAUCGACGAGCAAAGAUGACAUAAGCUUUGAAGCUGCCCGAAGACAGGACGCCAUGAGCGGGCUCCAUCGCAUAGCCGAAAUUCUCCAAGGCGCAGCCAGAAGCCUGGAUGGCGACCCAGCAUUCUCCAGGGCCAUGGUAUUUCGUUACUUGGCGCCUUUGGUUUCAUUCAUCAGCGUUUUGAUCCUCGGUAUCGUUAUACCGAGAUACUUUUCCAUUAUAAAGGACGUAUUUGGUGUCGCCACUAGCCUGCUUGUGCCCACCAUCGCGCUAGUGGCGAUUGGCUUUUCUUUGGUAAUGUUGGAGGGAUGCCUGAGGGUCGCAUGCAAGCUAUGCCAGUCAUUUUGCGAGUUGGAUUUGGACGCAGUUUUCAGAAAAAAUGAGAUACAAGAUACAAAUGGCAAGAGUAUUGGAGGUUUAGAUCUAGUUGCUGGUAUUUUUGCCGCAGACGAUUGA
This is a messenger RNA of Psilocybe cubensis, 1104 nucleotides long. RefSeq lists its product as uncharacterized. The transcript has a single exon. Bases 1 to 1104 code for a protein of 367 amino acids. The record is from RefSeq and is a predicted model, not a curated record. Lineage: Eukaryota; Fungi; Basidiomycota; Agaricomycetes; Agaricales; Agrocybaceae.